GCAAAAGUUGUGUAGACAGAAAGAGAUGUUCUGCUAAUUCUAACCAAACACCAAAAUAAAACCAACAAUUAUAAUUGUUAAGGAAUGGAAGAUGGUGGUGGGUGGUGAAUUGAUCAGCUAGAAAUUUUAGUGACCGAAAGAGGUGGCAAAAGAAAUUCACAAGGAAGAGAAAAAGAAAAGAAAAGAAAAAAAGAAACAGAUCUAAAAACAUAAUCUGAGAAAUGUUAGGAUCAACAACAACGCCAGCAACAAAUAAAUUCUUCCAUGAAUCGGUGUUGAUUGUUGGAUUAAUCGGUGUUCAAAUCGUCUAUUCUGUAUACUCAGUGAUCAUGAGCAAUCUAAUGGCACUUGGUCUCUCCCCUCUCUUCCUCGUCAUUUAUUGCAGUUUUGCAACCUCUUUAUUCUUAUUCCCUCUCUGCGUAUAUUUCGAAAGGAGCAAGUGGCCCAAAGAAUUCAGCACCAAAUUGUUGGGACAACUGCUGUUGAUUUCAUUUGGAGGGGUAACUUUGUUCCAGUCCCUACUAUUAGUUGGAGUUAAGAAAACUUCUCCAGCAAUCGCUUGUGCCAUGCCCAAUCUAGCUCCAGGGAUCAUCUUUGUCAUUGCUUGGGCACUCAGGUUUGAAAAGGUGAAUCUUAGUUGCAUGUAUAGUAAAGUUAAGAUCUUGGGGACUUGCAUUUGUGUUAUUGGAGCAAUUACAAUGAGCAUUUUCUACGCGCCUGGAGCAACCUCAGAGAGCACCAGUCCGAACGAUGAAAUCAACGAGGAAGUCAAGCUUGUUGGUAUCAUAUGUCUCAUGACAGCAAUCCUUGUCUUGUCAUGUGUUGUUGUCUUACAGGCUGCAACUUUGGGUGAUUUCCCUGCACCUAUGACUCUCUGUGCCAUAACUUCUUUCGCUGGUGCUAUUCUAACAGCAGUAGUAAAGAUGGUUGAAGAACGAGGAUUAGUCACAGCCAAUAAUAUUGUGCGCACCGGGGAUCUUGUUGGGUAUGCUAUACUGGGAGGUAUUGUAAGUGGAGCUUGUACGAGUUUUAAUGCAUGGGCAAUGAAGAGAAAAGGGCCAGUAUAUGUGUCUACAUUCAACCCCAUCGGAACUGUCUCUUCUGUCAUCCUCUCUGCUCUGACCUUAGGGGACUCUGUCAGUCUAGGAAGCGUGUGCGGUAUGUUCAUGAUGUUCACUGGCCUGUACUUUGUGUUAUGGGCUAAGAAGAAAGAAAAUGUCGUGGGCAGUGAUGAUGUAUCAGUAUUACCAAAAAGUUACGAAUCAGAAAAACCACUCUUAUGCUAGAGCCGCAAGCAUUGGGUUAGGCAUAGCGUAUAUAUGCUGCAUUAAAGGUAAGAGGCGGCAAAAAAAAAAAAGAACAUCCCACUAUGUAAGUUAAAUAACCUUUAAAAACUAGUUAGCAAGUGGAUACAGUUGCACCUACUUUCCCUAAGCUAAAUGUGCCCCCGAAUCCGUCCCUGUUAUUGAGAGUAUCAGUUGUAAAGCUUAGUCAGAUUUAUAUAGAUUUAUUUUCUAUCGUUUGGGAACUUUUAUUAUUUUUCCCCCUUGGAUGAUGUUUUACAUAAUAUGAGGUAGGUUGUUCACAUAAUAAAGUGUGUACACUGUGGUGGAUCUAUGUAAAUAUAUACUGCCCAAGAAGUUUUGUAUA
Molecule: messenger RNA, 1650 nt
Organism: Papaver somniferum (opium poppy)
Lineage: Eukaryota; Viridiplantae; Streptophyta; Magnoliopsida; Ranunculales; Papaveraceae
Product: WAT1-related protein At5g47470-like
Exons: 7
Coding region: 222-1286 (354 amino acids)
Cellular component (GO): plasma membrane
Molecular function (GO): transmembrane transporter activity
Source: RefSeq, a predicted model, not a curated record